Messenger RNA from Ectocarpus sp. CCAP 1310/34, 788 nucleotides. Lineage: Eukaryota; Phaeophyceae; Ectocarpales; Ectocarpaceae. The record is from the annotation of a GenBank genome assembly.
AUGCGUCAGACGGACCGGUGUUUCGUGCGUAAUGUCUCCGUCAAACGUGUCGACUUCAAGGACUCUGUCCUCGUGCUUACGACUGUCCGCCUCCCCCCCCGUGUCGCACCCAACCGACGAGUGCGGGGGAACAGCGGAAGCAGCCGGAUCCGUAUCGACCUCGAGCGGUUAACGAAGGACAAACACCUNGUGAUGUCGGCCGCUGCUGAGACCGCGCCGCUGGCGAGGUGCACACGAGGGCAGAGAGGCUGGUACACGAGCGAAGCACAGCACGAGAUCUCCGAACCGUCUAAGGAGAUUAAGGCGGCCCGGAAGCAACUGCGUGGGGCCUCAACGAACAGCGCCUUCGAGGCGACCAUGAAGGCGAUGCUCAAGGCGACGCGGAAGAAGCGCAGCAUCGCGAGGUGGAGAGCACUGGAAACAUUCUUUGAGGGCUAUGUACGGCAGCUCGAGAAGAAGAGCCGCGAGGGAAGUCAGGCGAGUUUCUACAGGCCCCUGAAGUUGAUCGACGUCGAAGGUAAGAGGUCGUUCGCCUCUCAGAACAUCAAGGACGAGGACGGCAAGGUCCUUCGGGACCCCACAUAUAUUCGCCAACGGUGGGCACGGUGGUUCCACAAGCUUCUCAACACCAAGUCGCCGACCAUCGACCUGCAUGCGGCUGGCAAGGUCAAGCGGUGGCCCACGUGCGUGCCACUCGACGACAUCCCAUCUCUACUCGAGGUUGAGGAAGCGUAACGGCAAAUGACCAACAGAAAGGCCGUCGGGCCGGACGACCUACCGGCUUAGCU